Zootermopsis nevadensis is the source of this 1719-nucleotide messenger RNA. RefSeq names its product RAS oncogene family member Rab2 (gene Rab2). Gene Ontology annotation, molecular function: GTPase activity; GTP binding. The record is from RefSeq and is a predicted model, not a curated record. Lineage: Eukaryota; Metazoa; Arthropoda; Insecta; Blattodea; Termopsidae.
GUCGUUUCAUUUGUUUCUACUCCAGUGGUAUUAUGGGCAGUGGUUGUAGGUAGUUGCGUAUUUAUUUUGUGACGCAAGAGCAGUAUAAUUGUCUGGUUUUCGUUAAAUAUUGAAGUUUCUUGUCAUUGUAAAUAUAUAAGUUGAUAAGAUGUCUUACGCCUAUUUAUUUAAGUACAUAAUCAUAGGCGAUACAGGUGUAGGAAAGUCUUGUCUACUGCUGCAGUUUACAGAUAAGAGAUUUCAGCCUGUUCAUGACUUGACUAUAGGUGUUGAAUUUGGAGCUCGUAUGAUCACGAUUGAUGGAAAACAGAUUAAAUUGCAAAUUUGGGAUACAGCUGGCCAAGAAGCGUUCAGGUCCAUUACCCGGUCAUACUACCGAGGGGCAGCUGGGGCACUGCUGGUGUAUGACAUCACGAGGAGGGAGACAUUCAAUCAUCUGACAACAUGGUUGGAAGAUGCACGACAACAUUCCAAUUCUAACAUGGUCAUCAUGCUUAUUGGAAACAAGAGUGAUCUUGAGUCACGGAGGGAAGUAAAGAAGGAAGAGGGUGAAGCAUUUGCUCGUGAACAUGGCCUCAUCUUUAUGGAGACAUCGGCCAAGACGGCUGCCAAUGUCGAGGAAGCGUUUAUCAACACGGCGAAAGAGAUCUAUGAGAAGAUUCAGGAAGGAGUUUUUGACAUUAACAAUGAGGCAAAUGGAAUCAAGAUUGGUCCUCAACAUUCGCCCACCAACCCAAGUCUUCCAUCAGGUAGCCAGGGCUCGAUGCAGGGGGGUGGCUGCUGUUAGGAGCUGGCCCGCCUCGCCCCUUGCUCCUAUUGCCCAGGGCUCUGAGUGAGGCCUCGGUGACCGACCGUCGUCCGACCGCUUCCCCCUUGCCUGCCCUCCCCCUCUCAUGCCAAGAUGGAUCAGAUCUGGAUGUAAAACUGUACCUUAAGGUAAAAACUGAUCGUUCACUUGAUGGACUGUCAUACAUUUAUAAAUAUAUAUAUAUAUAUAUAUUGUAGGAAGCUAUGAUUAUAUUCAAAACAUAAUAUAUUUAAAUUUGAAAUAGUUGUAAUUAAAUGAGUAUCUGAAGUAAUGAUGCUAGUAUUUGGUUUUGUGUGUGUUUUCUAUAUAUUCAUUGCAAGGAACAUUUAGAAAUGUGCCGGCGUGUUAACGUUAAUCCUUAAUUGUGAUAAUUUCAGAAGAUUUAAUUGCACUUAGUUCUAGGAAAUUUUUCAUAAGUCAUUUAGAAGUUUUUAUAAUUUUUUUUUUUUUUUUUCCAUCUUGUUCUUCUUCUUCAAGCAUUAGUCCAAAUGCCUUUCCUGGCUCCGUCAUUGCUUAACCUGUUGGUUGCUUUUUGGGUCACUGUAUACUACAUCCUGAAAGCUGGCGAUUGAGAAUUUAGCUCCAAAGGAAUGUAAGCUAAACAUAUUUCAGUGAUCUAAAGCAAGAAGUUCGUAUGAACAACGUUUAACAAAUGUCACACGUUUACUGAGGGGUCUUGUAUUGACAUUUUAGGCAGCACUGUUAUGUGGUAGCUUAUGCGUAAGGUUCACUUGCUGCAUUAGUGACAUUUAUUAAGAACCGUGUUGUAAUGUGCUCUUGUGUCAACCGUUGUAUGGUAUGAUAUAAAAUUGACAGUAGCUUAUAUAGGUAUAUAGCUUAUGUGUUGUACAAAUCAGUUAUCUUGGCAUCUGAACUGCUUAAUAGUGACCUAGACUCAGUUUUUUGCAGUG